Molecule: messenger RNA, 2780 nt
Organism: Planococcus citri (citrus mealybug)
Lineage: Eukaryota; Metazoa; Arthropoda; Insecta; Hemiptera; Pseudococcidae
Exons: 2
Coding region: 187-2094 (635 amino acids)
Source: RefSeq, a predicted model, not a curated record
UGCGUUGAUAGUGAAUUAAAUUGAAUUAAAAUAUCUGUUUCAACUUCAGGACUCAAUAAUUGAAUGUGAUUUCUUGCUGCGUGAAUACUGGAACAAUUUGAAAUACAUAUUUUUCAAACUAGUCCAGUCGAUUGUGGAUCUUUGGAUGCUUAUAAUUGCGACGACGACGUAGACUUUGGUGAAAAGAUGUCUAGCGACAGUUCUUCCAGCGACCGUGGACACGACGAUAGUUUUUGGGAAUAUGAAUAUAGCAGACCUGAAGCAGCUGAUCGCAACCCGACUACUGCACCUAGAUUGGAAAAAAUGGCAUCUGUUAGCGCAGCGAUCGCUCUAUGGAAUCACGCCAUUGUCACGAGACCAGAUUUAAUUGAAUAUGACUGGUAUUCGCGAUUGAAUAGAGAACUAAGUAAAUGGAUAGAUGUACUACAUGUGCCCAAAUCGUUGGCUGAAUCUAUCGAGCGUAAUUUCUAUACUCUGCGUUAUAAUAUACAAAGCGGAUGGAUCCCAUACAUCUAUCGAGCAGUAUUUCUCAAGCGUGUCGAAGCAUAUCAGCUUUAUCAGCACAUCGAUCACAUCAUUUGGCAUCCCAAUGGAACAAUAAAUUCCGCAGAAACGGCUCAGAAUUUAUUGAAAUCUAACAAAUUAUCCAUUUCGGAUAAGUUUCGUUUUGCUAGUACGUAUUGCCUGCGAGAAGAAAUCGAAAAAUUGUGGCCCAUGGUGCAGUAUGAUGAUGACCUCGUUGAUGAAUCCUGGUUCUCCGAGUAUCCUUUAAUCUAUUAUUGGAGAUGUUACUGUAUCGAUAAGUUGAAUAUUAUCCGAACACCGGAAAAUAUGUCCAUCGACGAGUUCAUGAUUCAGCAACGUUUUGUUAAUAACUGGCCAGCCAUCGAGUACUUUUUUGACCGUUUGGAUGUCGAACAACAAGUAACACAAGCCAUUUGGUUGAUCGAUAAUCACGGAUUAGAUUUUCAGAAAUUCUUAUUGGCGAAGCUUAACGAAUCUCAACGGCUGCGUGUGAUCAUGAAUAGAGGUGUCGAAAUCAUAGAUAAUUACACCUCUUACGGAAGUAUAGAUGAUUACAAGAAUGAUUUAACAAUUUCAACGUGGUAUGAAUUUCGUGAUUACGUCACCGAACAGCAAUUCCUUGAUUUAUUCGGGGUGCUGCUGAACAACCCUGCCGAAGAGUUCGUUUUGAUUGAAAUUUGGAAAACUUCUCGCGACGAUUUAAAGCAUUAUCUAUUGAGCUACGACAAUGAUGAUUUCAUUAUCGGAAUACUGCAAUUGUGCGAAUGGAGGCCUAAGCAGAGUCCGGAUUUUUUUUCAACCGUAUUAAUGGACCAUGUUAGUGUAGGGAUUAGACGAGAAAUAACGAAGAAGGUAUUUUUCAACACGUGCUGCAAAAGAUGUAUUCUUAAAAAUUCUUCAGAAUUACUCGACCAUUUGUUGAAUUUAUGCUUUACCGAUGUAGAAGAAUUAGCAAAAUUCAAACUAUCGCUCACCAAAAGCUGGUAUUUCAGUCCGCAUUGCAAAUCAUUGAUAGUCAAACAUAAAAUUCAAGAGUUGGCGAACCUGUUGAAUGUGGUCUUCACAAAAACAGAUCCUUCAUCGUUACAAUUGGUGCGUAAAUUGUUGGGCAAGCAUUUAGGAAACCUCGAUCAGAAAUGCUUGACGGAUUAUUCGGCUGGAAAUUUAAAGCAAGUGACUGAUUUACUGGCUCCGCUAGCGUCCUCGUAUCCGGAAAUCAUUACCGACUACAAAAGUAAACUGCUCAAGUCACGUGCUGGUUUCAAGGUUUGUUUGAAUUUGUUCGAUUCGACGAAUGAUGCAUUGGUUGAAAUUAUAGCCGAUGCUUUUCCAGUCAAUUCGGCAGCCAAGUUUAAAAAUAGGAUUAUUUUUUCGUGCGAAGGGAUCGAUAAGGUGCAGAGUAUGAUAGUCGAUGGACACUCGAGUAAUGCGGAAAAAUGGGCUCGUUUGUUUCUCGAGUCUGACGCUGAUAGGAGCAUUUUGAGGACGUUAUUGAUCGAUCGUCUGAAAGACGGAAAGCGUGAUGUUCAUACGAAGACGAGGAGAAAGUUUAUGGAGUUCUUAUUGUAAUUAUUUUCAAUUACUGAAAUUUGUUUUUGUUUGGUUGCUAUAAGAUUAAGUUUGCGUUAUUCCGGUUCAAUUUUUCGAAGUGUUUGCUUUGACUUUUCUGUUUCGUUUGGUUUUUUAUGUUUCUUUUUUUUCUCAACUAUUGCCUAAUCCUCGACAUUUUCAAUUAAAAAAAAGUGAAAAAUUUUGUGAAUAGUUAUGAUUAUGUUUUGUAGCCUAGCCGAAAUGUUUCUUAGUUUGAUUUUUUUCCCAGAAUGUUCCAUAUUCAAUAAUUAAGUUGGAAAAUUUUUUAAAUUAUUAUAUUUUGAAUUUCAGUUGAAGUAACGUAAAUCUUAAGCAAUUUUUUCUGUGUAAUAUUCGAUGACUAAUCCUAACUAGAGAAAAUCUAUCGAUAGGCGACACCUAAUUUCUCUUUCGUAAUAAAAUUUAAAAAAUUACCGUGAGCCGAAAUUGAAUUGUUGAUUGUUAUGAAUUGUUAUGAAUUUUAUAUGCGAUAGUCUGAUUUGAAUUUUAAACAUCAGACGUCGAUAGAAUAAGUGGUUCUGUUUCUCUAAUGUAAGGUUACAUAGUAUUAAAAUUUGAGUUGAUAACAAAAAAAAGAUAUGAACUGUUUAUAUUCUAUUGUAAGUACGAGUAUUUUAUGUUGUUAAAUUUCUUAUAAGUAGUUUUGAGAAUGAAAUUACAGUAAG